UCUCCGCCGGGCGUUUGGGCUCGGCCGCGCCUGCCGGGGCCCCCGCGCGCAGCACUGCCGAGGACGAGGAGCGGCUGGAGCGCGAGCACUUCUGGAAGGUCAUCAACGCGUUCCGCUACUACGGCACCAGUAUGCACGAACGAGUGAACCGAACAGAAAGACAAUUUCGAUCACUUCCACAUAACCAGCAGCAACUGCUUCCUCGCUUUCCUCUUCACUUGGACGAGAUCCGGAAAUGCAUUGAUCAUAAUCAGGAAAUACUGCUGACCAUUGUGAAUGAUUGCAUACAUAUGUUUGAAAAUAAAGAAUAUGGAGAAGAUGGUAAUGGAAAGAUUACGCCAGCAUCUACUUUUGACAUGGACAAGUUAAAAUCUACGUUGAAACAGUUUGUAAGAGACUGGAGUGAAACUGGGAAAACAGAAAGGGAUGCCUGCUAUAAGCCAAUCAUAAAAGAAAUUAUAAAAAACUUUCCAAAAGAGAGAUGGGAUCCUUCUAAAGUAAAUAUUCUGGUACCUGGUGCUGGACUAGGAAGAUUGGCCUGGGAAAUAGCUAUGCUAGGUUAUGCUUGUCAAGGAAAUGAAUGGAGUUUUUUUAUGCUCUUUUCUUCCAACUUUGUACUCAACAGAUGUUCUGAAAUUAACAAAUAUCAACUUUAUCCCUGGAUCCAUCAGUUUAGCAAUAAUCGGAGAUCAGCUGAUCAGAUUCGACCCAUUUUUUUCCCUGAUGUUGACCCCCACAGUCUUCCUCCAGGUUCUAACUUUUCAAUGACAGCAGGAGACUUUCAGGAGAUUUACUCAGAAUGCAAUACCUGGGACUGCAUUGCCACCUGUUUCUUCAUAGACACAGCUCACAAUGUAAUUGAUUAUAUCGAUACAAUAUGGAGAAUACUCAAGCCAGGUGGAAUUUGGAUAAACCUUGGUCCUCUACUAUACCAUUUUGAAAAUCUGGCAAAUGAACUUUCUAUAGAAUUGAGCUAUGAGGAUAUUAAAAAUGUUGUUCUGCAGUAUGGAUUCCAACUGGAGGUGGAAAAAGAAUCUGUAUUGUCAACAUAUACUGUGAAUGAUCUCUCCAUGAUGAAAUACUACUAUGAAUGUGUCUUGUUUGUAGUCCGGAAGCCACAGUAAUGGUCUUAAGUGAUAUUACCCAGAAAAAAGUUUAAUAUGAGCAAAUACUGAAAUAAACAACUCACAGUCAACUAUCAGUGACAGCAGGACACAACCUCAAAUCAGUGGUGCCUUCUUAUUCCUAACAAAAAUUUAGAAAUAGUGUCUAUUUUCUUAAUAAUAUCUAUUGCUUUUUUCAGAAAUACACUAUACGAUGCAGAUUUGUACUGCACAAGAAAAAUAACAGAGAAAAUGUCUCCCGUGCAGAUAUAUAAUGGAGGAAAUAUCUUCAAGUACUUUUUUCUUUGAAGCCCAGAAUUGUCUUUCUUUAAGAAAAUAAACCUAAACUCCCAUCUUCAUGAAGCUGUUGCAAGUCUGCCAUAUUAAUGACCGAUAGUGCUAAAGUCCACACUAAUCUCCUUUUGAGGUUUUACGUUGCCCGUAUUUCUUUUAGAAGAGUCUAAGGAUCCUCUGUCAUAUUCAGCAUCUGGAACUGGAACUUUGUUUUCAUUGGACCUAAAUAACCUAUACUUAAAGAACUUUGAAACUGUUCUUUCAUUAUUCAAAUUUGUUUUUUUUUCUUAGCUCAGCUGAAUUUAAAGAGGCAUCAAAUAUGUCUUCUAUGGAAUACCAAUUCAGUUGUAUCACAGGUGAAAGAAAAUUCAAUGAAAUAUAAUCAACAGAGAAAAUCA
Molecule: messenger RNA, 1795 nt
Organism: Cricetulus griseus (Chinese hamster)
Lineage: Eukaryota; Metazoa; Chordata; Mammalia; Rodentia; Cricetidae
Source: RefSeq, a predicted model, not a curated record